This is a messenger RNA of Heterostelium album PN500, 1356 nucleotides long. RefSeq lists its product as uncharacterized. The coding region runs from base 1 to 1356 and encodes 451 amino acids. The transcript is spliced from 5 exons. The record is from RefSeq and is a predicted model, not a curated record. Lineage: Eukaryota; Evosea; Eumycetozoa; Acytosteliales; Acytosteliaceae. Gene Ontology annotation, molecular function: protein binding.
AUGGCAUCAAAAGUCUAUGUUAGUAAAUAUAAGCAUACAUAUGGAACAGCAGCACAGGCAACAGAAACAAUUCACGGUUGUGUAGCUGGAAGUUGUUCACAGGAUUCCAAUGUUUUGCAAGCCAAUGCCAAUUUCUUGGCAUUUCCAUGUAAGGUCUCUGGAACGGUUGCAGUGGUCUCGCUUCAACAAAAGGGAACGAUCUCUGAGGACACUCCACUGAUUCAACACGAUGACCAAGUCAAUGAGAUUGCAUUCUCACCGUUCGGUGGACAAAACCAACUACUGACAGCCUGUCAAGAUACGGUUGCUCGUCUCUGGACCAUUCCAGAGGGUGGACUUGAAGCUUCCACCUCAACCCCGACUGCACAACUCGUAGGCAAUGCCAAACGUUUGAUUUCCUGUGGAUUCCACCCACUUGCUAGCGGUGUAUGUUACACAACAAGCGUAGAUGAGAUCCGUCUUUGGGACAUCGAGAAUCAAAUGUCAAUGUUGACAUUGCCAUCCGUCCACAAAGGAAUGGUCACCUCACAGACAUGGGAUUACACCGGAAGUUUAAUGGCAACCUCCUGUAAAGAUAAAAAUCUGCGUAUUUUCGAUGUUCGUGGAAACUCUGUUGUUUCUGAGGUUGCCGAUCAUCAAGGUACCAAAGGUGGACGUGCAGUUUGGGCUGGAAAACAAGAUCUAAUCUUUACCAUUGGAUUUAACAAAACAAUGGAUAGAGAAAUUGCAAUUUGGGAUAUUAAGAAUAUGAGUAAGAAAGUACAAUCGCUGACUUUGGAUAUUAAUCCAGCAUCACCAAUGCCAUUCUAUGAUGUCGAUACCAAUUUGGUAUUUUUGGGUGGCAAGGGUGACAGUGGUAUUAAGGUGUUCGAGGUGUUGGCAGCCAACGAGAAACCGUGUGUCAUGUUGAGCGAGAUGAAACACACACAACCAUCAUCCGGUAUGGCACUGUUGCCAAAGAGUGUUUGCGAUGUCAUGAAGUGUGAGAUUGCACGUGUCGUCAAGCUCUGUCCAAACGGUCAGGUCAUCCCAAUCCGUUUCGAAGUACAACGUCAAAACAAUCAAUUUUUCCACGACGAUCUCUUCCCCGACACCUGGGAUCAACAACCAACUGGAACCGCUUCCUCAUGGUUUGGAGGUGCUGAUCAACCAGCUGAUAGAGCUCCUGCAUUAUUUUUGCAAAAUGCACAUAAGCUAUGUGACCGUCAUUGUGCGCGUUUUGGCAGUAGAAAAUCUUGUUUUGCAGAACCAGGAUGUGUGUGGCUUAGUAUCAUAUUCCUUAAGUGGUACAGUUUAAUCAAUGACAGAAAUGCAAAAAAUCAACACACAAUUUUUAGUUUGUUGAAAGAAAAUUAA